UUUAAAAUAAUCAAGAUAAGAGAGAUUUCGUUCGCUAUGUCGACUGUACGCAUCUGUCGAUUAGUCAACACGGUCAUGAUCAUCGGUAGCCAAGAUGUAUCCACUGCUAGACAAGGCACGGGAGUGAUAAUAAGCGAUCAGAGCGCGAUGCGGCCGGGAAGAUUAAGCCUCGCAUUGAGCGCCCUGCUGGGGGCCUCGGUGGCAGGCCUCAGCCUCGGUCUGGUCUGGAUUUUAUACCGGCGAAGGCGAGGGUCGCCCGGCGGCGCCUCGCAGGACCUCGUGCCCUCCAGCCGUGCCACCGUCGUCGACGUCGCCGUCAACAUCGCCACGUCGGCGACAUCGAAGCUCUCCCGCGGUCACGACGAGAUGGUGCAGCAGCUGGGGACGUUGGCGGACAGCCUGAACGAGGCUCGGGCGGACGUGCGGCGGCUACGAGAGGGGCUGCCCGGCAUCGUGGAGGAGGCGGUGGCGGCCGGGUCGGUCCGCCGCCGUCGCCGCGGUCUCCAGUCGAGCUCCAGCAGCAGCUUUUACACCGCCAGCCCCGGCGAGACAUCAUCGGGCAGUGAUUCAGAAGAUGAAUUCGGUGACACAGUGGAUGGCCCAGGCCAGGCGAUGAUACUGCUGGAGGAGGAGGAGCUGUAUUUUGACGAGGAGUUUGAGGAGCUGGUGCAGCGAGCAGACAGGCUGCAUGCGGCGGGCCCAGGAAGCUGGAACGAGGCUUUAAAUGCUCUCAUCUGCGGUCAGAACAAGUUUGCCAGGCGCGGAGCGUUUUGGUGGCGGAUGGCCCGUGCCUCCGGGGAUAUGUGUGAAAUUACCGAGGAAAAAUCUGAGCGGCUGAUACACGCGCUCACCGGCAAAGAGUCCGCAGAAAAGGGGCUCAAGUGGAGAAGUUGCAUCAGGGAAUGCCGCAAAUGGUUUGCUAUCAUUUGCUUGGACUAUCUGUGGGAAUUACAGACGACUCAGCACCAGAUGAGAGACAGCUUUUCUGUUAAGAGGCACCUGGAGCAGACUCUGGCCACCAACCCCUCGGACCCCGAAAUGCUGCACCUGCUUGGCCGCUGGGGCUUUGCAAUGGCCAACUUGACGUGGAUUGAGAGGCGAGUUUGCAACAGCAUCUUCAAGAAUUACCCAACGUCCUCUGUGAAUGAAGCUCUUCAGUAUUUCCUUAAGGCUGAAGAACUCCAGCCGAACUUUUCCAAGGCCAACCAGGUGUUCAUCGUAAAGUGUUGCGCUUCACUAGGUCUGCAGGAGGAGCUGCAGAGGUGGACUGCGUCUGCUCAGAAGCUGCCCGCUCUGACUGCCCAGGAUCGCAGAGUACAGCAGGACCUGGAGCACCUGAUAUCAGCGUCAUCUCAGUCCGGUGGUUCCACACUGCUGAUGAGCUGAAGCGGUUCCCAACUCAACCACGCACCACCCGCGUCACCUCGAGGACCCAGCAAUCACGUACUUCCUGCUCUACUUUGUUGACCUAUAGAGCAGGACACAGUCCAACGCAUCCCCAGUGUUGGUUAAAUCAGCGGUCCUCAACCUCUUCAGCGACGUUUGUUUUUUUACUCAUUUUGGCUAGGGGUUAGCUUGUGGGCUUUACCAAAACUGUGACUGAGACAAGCGCGCAGUGCGGGAAAGAGGCGCGGAUGGAAGUGGUAAAUAAUAAAAUAAUGGGGGCGGGCCACGCGCGGACUCACCGCUCACUUCCUGCUGUGUGGCCCGGUUCCUAACAGGCCACGGACCGGUACCGGUCCGGUUGGGGACCCGUGGGUUAAAUGACAGCGAAGGCUAUCAGGGACAUUGUGAAACAGGGAAAUGGGGCAGAAGAGUGGUGGUGUGCACUGGGUGUGGUAAGAAAGUGAAGAUGGCUAGAGAGAAAUAACCUUUAUUUGCAGGGAAAGUUAGGGUUAUUUGGGGCUUGCUGUUCAACCUCACUGGACCCGUGAAGAGCCAAAGUCAAGUGGUGUUCACAGGCACCUUCUUGGCAAGCAGCAAUGAGCAGCGUUAAUUUCACUACCGUAAUUUAUUUCAAUCGCGCUUACUCGUUCGGAAUCUCAUGCUGCUGCUGCCACUGCAAAGAUUUUCACCAAAACCACCCUCUCCAGAUCGCAGGAGGACUCUCCUGCUAGUAGUCCAUGAGUCCAAACCAAAUAUUUCACUUGUCGGUACCACAUGAGGUGGCGCAACUGUAAAUGUUGUGAUAACCACUCAAUACGAUUGGGUUAUCAAAACAUUAACUCUUAUUAGCCAUAUAACUCAAUCGGUGCUAUUAAAGUUUUGCUACCUUAAUUGGUGCCGAUUUCAGCUCUUCCCAUGGACUAUAAAUAACCACUAACCCAAGUGUUGUUUCCUCAUUGGGCUUUGUGUUGAGAAAUUGUUCUCUCAAAGCUUUCGCCACCAAACUUUGGAUUACAGUCGGCUGUGAAAAAUGUAUCUGUAAGAGACCCCUUAAAAUAUUUUAGAAACCGAAUUUAUAUCAAAUGGGGACGUACCUGGUUAAAUAAAACUAAGUUUAGUUUAAAAGUUGUUCCCCAUGAAAAUGUUUGAAUGGUUAUUAAGUUGACCUGGUAUCGUUAAUUUGUUUGAGCUUUAGUUUCUCACCUGAGCGUUAUUUUGAGAUGACUUAUCCACUGCACUUGGAGUGAAGCUGCACUUUUUUGCCGAGUGCUUACAUUUUGUCGUUUGAGUAUUUAAUCUGAAUGUCUUGGCAUUUAUCUCAGGUUAUUUCCACGUGUGUUUGUAUUAAUAGGGUUCAGCAUUGCUUACUUAAAAGUCACUGAAUGAAAGUUAGUAAGCUCUUUUAGAUUCUCAGGUGAUAUAACCGAUUAUGCGAAUUAUGACUAGCUGGCUUGUCCUUUAACACUUGAGACUUGUUUCCGUGGUAUGAAAGUUGUUGGUGAUUUGAACCCUGCUAAUCAGCACUUAAGAUGCAAACCAAAACAACUAAUGGUGCAUAUUUUGUAAAUGCCUGUGUAGGCUGUGUCCUGAACCAUCCAACAUGAAGUUGGUCCUUUAUUUAAAUUAGAAAAUACCAGUUCUCUUCAUCUUGAUACUGAAUGUUAUCCCGAUUGUAUUAUUGCUGAUGCACCGUGAAAUGAAGAAUCCACUUGGAACUCGAGUGAUGCAGCGCACCACGCCGUGUUAAAUGGUCCACAGACGUAGAUGCCACAGAACUGCUUUUGAAAAUUCAAGGGACCUCUUAUUCACACUAGGGGGCAGCAUUUUUCCACCCACCCUGCUAAACAGAGAUUUGUUGCAGGAUAACUGAAUCCAAUAUUUACAAUUCUCACAACUUGAAUUUAGUCACUUGUAAUACCAAAAUAAAUAUUUUUGUUCAGGCCUUUGUGUUGUGGCCAGGUUGAGACCAUUAACUCACUACACGUAAGAAUCCCAGUUUCAGCAGAGGCAGCGGAGAAUCUAAUUUGAACACAGGAUCUCAGCGGAGCUGCAUCAGUGCAUGAAACGUGGUCACCUCGGUCAGGAAACACUUAAAAAGCCUCGAGCAUUCUGCCGAUGUCACCGUCACAGCUAUGCAGUGAUGUCACGUGUUGGCGGCACACUCGAGUGCAACUUUGAAAUUUUUCUUUAUAUUCACCAAGCUUCAAGCUUGUGUUGGACAAGCUAGGAGACGGUGGCUACAAAAGCUUAUUUUCGUUCUUUUAAACCCAAAGCAGUAACAGCAGUUUGCACUUACACCAUCAACAGUUAAAAGCACAUUCCGAAUCGGUAUGCCGCAGCGAGCAUGGUGGCCGACGCUU
This is a messenger RNA of Lethenteron reissneri (Far Eastern brook lamprey), 3746 nucleotides long. RefSeq names its product regulator of microtubule dynamics protein 2-like. Gene Ontology annotation, molecular function: microtubule binding. NCBI's taxonomy places the organism in Eukaryota, Metazoa, Chordata, Hyperoartia, Petromyzontiformes, Petromyzontidae. Gene Ontology annotation, cellular component: mitochondrion; mitotic spindle pole; cytoplasm. The record is from RefSeq and is a predicted model, not a curated record.